Xyrauchen texanus (razorback sucker) is the source of this 1555-nucleotide messenger RNA. RefSeq names its product ras-related protein rab7-like. Gene Ontology annotation, biological process: phagosome-lysosome fusion; endosome to lysosome transport. NCBI's taxonomy places the organism in Eukaryota, Metazoa, Chordata, Actinopteri, Cypriniformes, Catostomidae. Gene Ontology annotation, cellular component: lysosome; phagocytic vesicle; late endosome. The record is from RefSeq and is a predicted model, not a curated record. Bases 188 to 811 code for a protein of 207 amino acids. The transcript has 7 exons. Gene Ontology annotation, molecular function: GTPase activity; GTP binding.
GCUGUCACAGGGUUGUUUUGGAGGAAGUCAAAGCAGAUCACGAAACAGAAAGAGAAAAAAGCCGUCAGAGGGGCAAGAGCGACUUGUAGAAGGGCACGUUAGCAUUGUAGCCCUCAGGCGACACUAUUAGCACAAAUCCAGAUUGAUAUUCGCCAGAACUCCUGCUGUAUUAACCAGCUGUGACACGAUGACAUCAAGGAAGAAAGUUCUACUCAAGGUGAUCAUCCUUGGAGACUCUGGGGUUGGAAAGACAUCUCUGAUGAACCAGUAUGUGAAUAAAAAGUUCAGUAAUCAGUACAAAGCCACUAUAGGAGCAGAUUUUCUGACAAAAGAAGUGAUGGUUGAUGACCGACUCGUCACAAUGCAGAUAUGGGACACAGCAGGUCAAGAGAGGUUCCAGUCUUUGGGCGUGGCAUUUUACCGCGGUGCAGACUGUUGUGUGCUUGUGUUCGAUGUCACUGCCCCCAACACUUUCAAAACACUGGACAGCUGGAGGGACGAGUUCUUGAUCCAGGCCAGCCCACGUGACCCAGAGAACUUCCCCUUUGUGGUGCUGGGAAACAAAAUUGACCUAGAGAAUAGGCAGGUAGCAACCAAGCGAGCACAGGCUUGGUGUCAGAGUAAGAACAGCAUCCCAUACUUUGAGACCAGUGCAAAAGAGGCCAUCAACGUUGAGCAGGCUUUCCAGACCAUUGCACGAAAUGCACUCAAACAGGAAACCGAAGUGGAGUUAUACAAUGAGUUUCCUGAGCCAAUUAAACUAGACCGGAAUGAUCGAGCCAAGCCAUCAGCAGAGUCUUGUAGCUGCUGAGGACCUCCAGGGGGGGCACUACUAUUCACCUUCAGCCUCUCUGGCCUUGUCUCUGCCUCACUCACUUUCUCCCUUUCUCUCUUUUUGUCUCUCACCCAGUCUGUCUCAUUUUCUUUCCUCACCCUUUACUCUAUUAUCACUGGCCUUUGUCGAAGAGCAGACAUCCUCUUCAUGAUCCUACACAGUUUUCAAUCACAGUCAUAGACACAUCACACACCCACAAAUGUUGAGUCUAAAACGUAUGCCCAAAGUAAAUAAGAAACAAAGAAAGAUUGUGUUUCGUAUACAAUCCCAACAUCUCUUUCUGGUUCAGUGAAAGCAUUUCACCCAUGUACAAGUCGUACUGAAACUUUUCACAAUACUUGAAUGAGUUUUUAUAUCAUCCAGUUCCACAGUUUAAUUGGAAUAUGUGUAAUGUGAACGCUGAAAGAUUGGGGUGUGUAUCAGAGUAUUAAAGCUGUAUGUUGGUACCAACAACUACCCACCGUUUUCAACUGCUUCAUCAUUUUGCUUGAAAUAAACUGGUGGUCUGGCAUAAUGCAUGCCACAUGCUCCAUUUGCAUCUCUGUCAUUAACACAAAAUGCUCCUCCUUUUGCAACAAUUAACCAUCAUUCUAGAUUUGUCUCAAAUCACUGGAGUCUAACACUGCCCCCAACUAUUACAUCUGAGGACUGCCGGACAGCCAGUUAAUCCAUUGUACAUCUGGUUUUUGUCCUGCUGUUAAUCAAAAAGGGGAGCGGGGA